UAUGUAGCUGAUUAGUUGUGUUGCAUCAGCCGAAGGUGAUGUAAGGGAGUCUUUGAAAUAUUUAGCUUUGGUUAUGUUUUGUCAGUCUGUGCAAAACACUUGGAAGGACAGUGUUAGAUUAGCAGUCACAGAUGUACGAUAGAAACUUGUGAUAGAAAGGUGUACAUUGUAUUUUUAUUUGUUAUUAUAUGUAUGUAUAUGGAUGAAUAUGAGUGCAUUGAAGAGCGUUGUCAUCGCAUUUCCUAAGGGUCUUACCAAGGGAUCUGCUAUCGUGCCCACUACCGAGCUUGUCAGAUCAGUCCCAAAAUUAAAUUUUUCAACAUCGAUUUUAACCGAAAAAACAACAGAAAUGGAUAUAACGAGAAAAAUACCAAAGCAGGAAGAACUCCACGAGGAAAGUACAUUUUUUAAACCAGAUGUUUGUAUUAGAGGAAAGAAACGUCGUCUUGAUCAUCUUACAUGGGAGGAAAAAUUGCAGAGGAAGAAAUUAAAGAACAGAGUAGCAGCACAAACUUCGAGAGAUAGGAAGAAAGCUAAAUUGGAUGAAUUGGAAGAAACUGUCAAAACGUUAAAAGAAAGAAACGAUGUACUGACGCAAGAAUGCGCUUUAUUAAAGUCACAAAACGAGUCGCUUAUAAGUGAAACCAAAAAAUUGAGGAGAGAGAGGGAAACGAGUAAUAUGAGCGAGCAACUUUGUUCAUCAUGUGGCUCGUGUCGGUUGUCCUGUACCUUCACUGGGAUCUGCAGUAUCCCCACAAAACCCUCUGCCGCAGGGUGGGACAGUACAGUCGGCAUCGUCCCUGACGCUAACACCAGGAGCAGCCAUAUUGCUGAAGAUUAUGACCCUCUACCUCCUCUCGAAGAACUGUUUGGAGAUAUCCAAGGGGAUGAUUACAUCGACCGACUCGAAGAACUUGCAGAAAGCCUUCUUCGAGAAGUUACCGCAGAAGUGGAAGCAAAUUCUCAUAGAUCAAAUGAACAAGUGUCAGACGAAGAAAAUACAGUUAAAAAAUCUGACAAUUCAAAAAGAAUGGUGGGGCAGACAUCAAAAAAUGUGGAAGCCGAUACAAUCGCUGGUAGAAGCGUGAACGAUUACGAUACUUGGCAUCUUAACUGUAGCGCAGACGUCACGCAUGUUGUCCUAGAUAAUACACAAACGACACCGGUGUCUAUUAAAAAUGAAAUUGAAAUUAAACAAGAACCCGACUUGAACGAUAUGGAAACAGUAUAUGGUACCUACGACGAAAUAACAAAUUCUAUUACUAUUAUUUAUCCUGGCCAAGAAGAUAACGUAGGCAUUCAAGAAUGCGUGCAAGAGAUAAGCUCUGAUAAUGUUAGUCAUACUGAUGAUGUAACAUUAUUAACAACGCAUCACUCUUAUUCUGAUCAAUUUUCACCUGCUUACACGUGCACAGAUAUUAUGUCUCCUUCGAGUAUAUAUUCGGACAAUGUCGAUGCAUCUUCUUCAAUCAAAUCAGAUUCACAUUUUUCGGAUGGUGGUUAUGAAUCUCACAAUUCCCCUAGCGCAGACGUACACAAUAAAAAAGAUAAUAGUAGUAGUAGUAAUAAAAAUAAUAAAAAUAACAAUAAUAAUGUGUGUUUAACCGAUCUUUGGCACGAAAGUUUUACAGAAUUAUUUCCAAUGUUGGCUUGAAAAUCAAGCAAUUUAAAUAGAAAUUCUAUUAUUGCUUCAUCUCUCCAAUUCAAAAGUAAUGAAUUUAUAACAGAGACAUAUGAAUGGAUUAAAUUCUCUUCUUAUGUACGUUUGUACUCUCUAUAUAUCUUGUCAUAUUGCACAAGAAGUAAUGUAAACAAAUCAUUCCAUAUAAUUCAUGGAACAGUAGUAGUAAAAAGCGUAUAUUGGGGGGAUAGUGAGAUUGUUAUACAUAUAUUUUUUAUAUGAAUUUGUAAAACCAAUUUCUUUUGUUUUUGGUUUUCUUUUUUAUACUUUCGAUGUUACACUUGACUAAUUAGUAAACUAGCAAUUUGGUACCUUCACUGUAUACUGUAUAUUAUUUUAUACACGUAUACACACUUUUAUCUAUUAAAAAAAAAAAAUAAUAUCUGUUAAAGUGUAUGUAUAUAUGUACAUAUAUACAUACAUAUAUAUAUAUAUAUAUAUAUAUAUAUAUAUAUAUACAUACACACAUAUAUAAUAUUUAUUAAAUAAUUAUUUAACGAGAUGUAAAAUGCAAGUACUUACUGUGCGACAGUAUGCCAAAUAAAUCGUGUAUACAAUA
Messenger RNA from Vespula vulgaris, 2240 nucleotides. RefSeq lists its product as uncharacterized. Gene Ontology annotation, molecular function: RNA polymerase II transcription regulatory region sequence-specific DNA binding; DNA-binding transcription factor activity, RNA polymerase II-specific. Lineage: Eukaryota; Metazoa; Arthropoda; Insecta; Hymenoptera; Vespidae. Gene Ontology annotation, cellular component: nucleus. The record is from RefSeq and is a predicted model, not a curated record.